Eruca vesicaria subsp. sativa (arugula) is the source of this 3092-nucleotide messenger RNA. The record is from the annotation of a GenBank genome assembly. NCBI's taxonomy places the organism in Eukaryota, Viridiplantae, Streptophyta, Magnoliopsida, Brassicales, Brassicaceae.
AUGACCCAUUUACCCUUACUCCUCCUCUUCCUCUUCCUCACCUCACUACCCUUCUCCGUAAUUUCCCAGCUCGACGAACGGUCAACCCUCCUUGACCUAAAACGCGCUCUCGGAGACCCACCGUCUCUCCGCCAAUGGAACAACACAACUUCCCCAUGCGACUGGUCCGAAAUCACCUGCGUCGCGGGCAACGUCACCAAGAUAAAUUUCAAGAACCAAAACUUCACCGAAAUUCCGACCAACAUAUGCGAUUUCCCAAACCUAGAAACCCUCGACUUGUCCUAUAAUCUAUUCUCCGGCGAGUUUCCGACCGUUCUCUACAACUGCACCAAACUUCGACACCUCGAUCUCUCCCAGAACUACUUCAACGGCUCGCUCCCCUCCGACAUCGACCGUCUCUCACCGGAACUCGAGGUUCUCGACCUCAGCGCUAACGGUUUCUCCGGCGAUAUCCCGAAGAAGAUCGGUCUGCUCUCCAAACUCACGGUUCUGAAUCUCUACGCGAGCGAAUACGACGGCACGUUUCCGUCGGAGAUCGGGGACUUGACGGAGCUCGAAACGCUCCGUUUGGAGUACAACGAUAAGUUUUUACCGGCGGAGAUUCCGUUGGAGUUUGGGAGAUUGACGAAACUCAAGUACCUGUUGUUCACGGAGACGAAUCUGAUCGGAGAAAUCCCAGCCGUUGUUUUCGAGAACAUGACGGAUCUUCAACACGUGGACUUGUCCGCUAACAAGUUAUCCGGUCGGAUCCCAGAAGUCUUAUUCGGGUUGAAGAACCUAACCGUUCUAUAUCUCUACGUAAAUAACCUAACCGGAGAAAUCCCCAAAUCUAUUUCGGCUACCAACAUUGUUGAUCUCGAUCUCUCGUAUAACGAGUUAACCGGUUCGAUUCCGGAAUCGAUCGGGAAUCUGAAGAAAUUAGAGUCUCUAAACCUGAUGCAUAACCAGUUAACCGGCGUAAUACCGGCGGUUAUCGCGAAAUUACCGGUAUUAAAUGACGUGAGGCUCUUUACCAACAAGUUAACCGGAGAUAUACCGGCGGAUUUCGGUUUACACUCAACUUUAGAGGCGUUCGAAGUGUCCGAGAAUCAGUUAACCGGGAAGUUACCAGAGAAUCUCUGCAAGGGAGGGAAACUGACCGGCGUGGUUGUAUUCUCAAACAAUCUCACAGGCGUUAUCCCGGAGUCGUUAGGAAACUGUGGGUCCCUCGUAUCGGUUCAGUUUCAUAACAACCGCUUCUCAGGUGAGUUUCCUUCCGGGAUAUGGACUGCUAAAGAGAUGUAUAGCUUACAAGUGAGUAACAACUUCUUCACCGGGAAGUUACCAGAGAAAGUCGCUGUGAACCUCUCGAGGAUCGAGAUAGAUAACAACGAGUUCUCCGGUGAGAUACCUCGAACGAUCGGUUCUUGGUCUUCUCUUGAAGUGUUCAAAGCGAGUAACAACAGAUUCUCCGGUGAGAUCCCGAAGGAGUUAACUUCCUUGUCAAGACUCAUAUCGAUCUUUCUUGAUUCGAAUAGUCUCUCCGGGGAGUUGCCGGAUGAGAUUAUCUCGUGGAAGUCGUUGGUGACGUUGAGUUUUUCGAAAAACAAGCUCUCCGGGGAGAUUCCCGGAGCGUUAGGGUUGUUGCCGGGUUUGUUAGAUCUUGAUUUAUCGGAGAACGAACUUUCCGGAGAAAUCCCGCCGGAGAUCGGGAAUCUGAAGUUCACGACGCUUAACUUGUCGUCGAAUAAGCUCACGGGAGAAGUUCCGGACCAGCUUGAUAACCUUGCGUACGAGACAAGUUUCUUAAACAACAGCAAUCUCUGUGCGGACAGACCCGUUGUUAAGUUAGAGGAUUGUCGGAAAGUGAUACGGAGAUCAAAACAUUUCCCUGGGAAGAUCCUCGCAAUGAUUCUAGUCAUCGCAGUUCUGCUCCUCGGGGUCACUCUAAUUGCCACGUUCUUUGUGGUUAGGGACUACACAAGGAAGCCUAGAAGAAGCAGAGGCUUAGAGACGUGGAAGCUAACUUCUUUUCACAGAGUGGAUUUCGCGGAACACGACAUCGUUUCGAAUCUGCUGGAACAGAAUGUGAUAGGGAGUGGAGGAUCCGGCAAAGUGUACAGGAUAUUCAUCGGAUCCUCUGGAGAAAACGUAGCGGUGAAGAGGAUAUGGGACAACAAGAAACUUGACAAGAACCUUGAGAAAGAGUUCAUCGCUGAAGUUGAGAUUCUUGGAACGAUUAGACACGUCAAUAUAGUGAAACUACUGUGUUGUAUCUCCAGGGAGGAUUCAAAGCUUCUUGUGUAUGAGUAUCUGGAGAAACGCAGCUUGGAUCAAUGGCUACAUGGUAAGAAGAAAGGAGGUGGUGAUGUAGAGGCUAAUAGCUUGAAUUGGGCACAGAGGUUGAAUAUUGCGGUGGGAGCAGCUCAAGGACUUUGCUAUAUGCAUCAUGAUUGUACUCCUGCGAUCAUACAUAGAGAUGUCAAGUCAAGCAACAUCUUGCUAGAUUAUGAAUUCAACGCCAAGAUUGCGGAUUUUGGAUUGGCUAAAUUGUUGGUUAAGCAAAACCAACAACCUCAUACUAUGUCAGCUGUUGCUGGAUCCUUCGGUUAUAUUGCUCCAGAAUACGCAUAUACAUCAAAGGUGGAUGAAAAGAUCGAUGUGUAUAGCUUCGGUGUAGUUUUGUUAGAGCUGGUGACCGGAAGAGAAGGAAACAAUGGUGAUGAACAUACAAACUUGGCAGAUUGGUCGUGGCAAUAUUACAAAUCUAGGAAACCGAUCACAGAGGCUUUUGAUGAAGACAUCAAAGAUGCUUCCAACUCGGAGGAGAUGACAACAGUGUUUAAGCUAGGUCUAAUGUGUACUAAUACAUUGCCUAGUCAUAGACCUUCCAUGAAGGAGGUUUUGUAUGUUCUUCGCCAACAAGGAAUUGAGGCGACUAAAAAGACUGCAGCAGAGGCACCUGAGGCACCUCUACUGGUUAGUUUAUCUGGUCGGAGGACAAGUAAAAGAGUAGAGGAUGAAGCUCUAGGUUUUGUAUAAUCAAUAGUCACACAGAUUUUGAGGUUGUUUUAGGGUUUUAACUUUUAACGCAUGUGUUGUGUGUAAACAAA